Gastrolobium bilobum is the source of this 1441-nucleotide messenger RNA. RefSeq names its product respiratory burst oxidase homolog protein B-like. Gene Ontology annotation, molecular function: oxidoreductase activity, acting on NAD(P)H, oxygen as acceptor; peroxidase activity. Lineage: Eukaryota; Viridiplantae; Streptophyta; Magnoliopsida; Fabales; Fabaceae. Bases 756 to 1169 code for a protein of 137 amino acids. The transcript is spliced from 7 exons. The record is from RefSeq and is a predicted model, not a curated record.
AGGUAAAAUCUAAAUUGCAUGCGUCUCUAUUGGUCAAGAAAACUGCCCUCGUAUACAUCUCCCUCUUCCUUGUACGCAUAAUGUAGGGAAAAACACACACCUCUGAUUGCAUGUUCAGCCUUUGGUCAAGAGAAUGGCCAUUUUUCUAUCACACCCUCUUCUCUUUGGGCGCACAACAAAGGAAAGAGACACCAUUCUGGUCGCUCAUGCAUUUUGGUCCAGAAAAUAAUUUAGCCCUCAUCCCAUCCUUCCCUAAGCCGCUAGUCCAAAGAGGAGGACAUCAACACUCAAGCUUACGUUCCUCUCUUUUCCCCAUUGCUCGGUCAAACCCCAAGUUCAAGGAGCUGAAAACUCGAUUCCUUGCAAGGAAGAGCGCUAUAAUUAAGUCCUGACCCAUCUUCCCUUACAUGCAAGAACAAGUGAGUAUUCCUCCAUCUUGUUCACUCUCUGAUUUUUUUGCACAUGAGCGUAUGGGUGACCCAUUUCUGUAUUCUGUUUCUGCUCGACUUCUUGGGUGUUGGGAGUGUGAGGAUGCUAGCACAACCCUUGGUGACUGCCCCCUUGGCUGAAAAGCGAGCUUUUAAUGUACAUGCAAGGAGCAUAACACGAAGGAAGAACGCUUUGAGCUUCUCUACCGAUUCAGAGUUGUAUUACUUUGUCAAUCUUCUCUCAACAAAGAUCAAUACACGCUUCAAGAUUUCCACCUUCUUUGAAGAGCGGUUCUCCACCUUGGUUCUUCGUCCUUCAUUCUUGGGAUGUUGUCAUCAUCAAAGUUUGCCAACGAAUUGCUAAGGGCACUAAGAGGAAACGAGGAUUGGAAAUUCAAUAUCACCAAAACUGAAUUGCAUACAUUUUGGUUUCGGAUGAAAGAUGAUUCCAUUAACUCAAGAAUGCGAAUCUUCUUUGACAUGUGUAACAGAAACAUGGAUGGAAGAAUUACCGAGAUGGAUAUAAAGCAGCUGAAGCAGCCACAAAGAAAUACCAAUUUGAUGCUUCACGAAGGGUUCGGUUGCGCAAUGGCCCUUCUCGAACAAAGUCCAUGCUCUUCAGGAAAGAGGAACCAUAUUAUGGGAAUAAUGGGCAAUGAUUUAUGGUACCAUUUUCAUGAACAAGGGCAGAAGCAAGAAAAAGGUUUAACAAGGUGUGGGAAAAGUUGCAGACUUCGUUAGUUGAAUUACUUGAAGCCAGAUCUAAAUCAUGGGAACUACACCCAAGAGGAAGUUGAAUUAAUCAUCAAAUUACACCAACAACUUGGAAAUAAGUAUAUAAGUUUUCUGUUUUUUAUAAUUUAUUCUAAAUUUAAUGGCUAUUGUUUAUUUAUUUUACAUGAAUCAUAGAUUUUGAGUGUCCAAGUGAUCCAUUACUUUUGUAUAUGUUUUGGGUGAGUUCUAUACAAUGGAAAUGUUGACAAUGCAACGCUAUUAUAAAACCAUAAAGAAGA